AUGCCGUCCGGCCUCUAUCAUAUUUGUAGUCCCUUAGUCAGCAAUUAUGCCAUCCGCGAGAAGAGCAUGUACCAUCAGCUAACCAUCAUGCCGUCAUUGACGCUAGAAGGAAACACACUCGGCGAGAAGCGCCGACACUUCAACAAACUCGUCGCAGACGCAGUCGCUAGCAAACAUUAUGAACUAACGCCGAUUGGUGACACAGACAGCGACAUAGACAACCUUCUGAAAAUAGAAAUCGCGUGUAAAGCCAGAAAUGUAGACUACGUCAUCGAAGUAAUGAAAUCCAAAGACAUGCUGUAUGCGGCGACAGCUAUUAAAAAGUCCACGUGGCUAAUCACCGACCCGCAGUACGCACACAUCAUCAACCCUGACACGAUGGCGAAAAUAAAGCGCACAGGGUUUGAUAAUGAACCUGCUUUUAGUGAAACUUUACACGUGGUAGAGAAGAUGCUUAUUUUGUUAAAAGAUUUUAAUAAAACACUCGCUGAUUACCCAUCCAUAAUCGAACAAAUCCAAGAACUAAUUAAAACAAAAGAAGAGAACAAAUGGACCAUAGACAUGUCAUGCUUAUACAAUGUGAACAAAUCGUGGCGCAAGUACAUGUUUGAGGAGUCGCUGUCGCUCUCUCUGUCCGAGGAAACGUGCCUGAACGCUCUGAAGCACAAGCCACAGCUGCUGACGCGUCACGACAAACAAAUACACACGUUGCGGACUGACGACGCGGUCUCACUGCGGCGUGUGCUCGCGAAGCUGCGCGUCUACUGGCCGGACUCACUCGCCCGACACUGGAUAGAAGCUUAUAUGCAAAGUUUAAAUCAAUCAACAGGACAUGCCGCUAUAAUCAAAGGUCUUUUCGUGCUUUUGUCCCAAAGCCAAGUCAUAGAGUUGGCAAAAAAAUAUGUCCCAGAAUAUUAUAAAAUAAAUUGGGGUCGUACUGACCACGCCGAAAUUUAUAUUCGAAUAAAUAUCGCAAAAUAUCUACACCUAGCCAGACCACUCGUUCCUUUGGAUACAGUACUAUGGUAUGCUAAUGGUGACUACGUACAAUACGCAAUUCACUCGCAUAUUGAUAUUUGGUCAACUCUAAGUGAAGUAGACAGUCUGGAGAAUUUACCAAAACUUUACAAUGCACCAGUUACUCUAUUAAAAUUCGUACUUAAGCAAGCAUUUUUAAAAUUAAAAAUAAGUGACGUCAUAAACGUUUUUUGGAAAAUUUGGAAAUCUACUAAGAUUUCAGCAAUCAAAUCAAUUAUUUUUGAUCAUACUUCUCAUGAAAUACAAAACUAUUAUGACAAUGAAACAGUUCAAAACGAAUUGUGGAAGUUACUUAACAUGUUUUUAGAUGACUUAAGUUCAGAGGGUGAAAAUACAGACAUUUGUAAACAAUUAACUAAUUUUGAUGUAAUUCCCUAUGAAAAACGACCAGAAUAUUACACGAAGGUUUGUCCAUACCUAACAUCGUUACCCGAUAGUGAACAAUAUUUAAAUGAAUUGUUGUACUUCACAUUUCGUCAUAUAGAAUUGUUGGAUGAAGACAUAGUUUUUAAUUUAUUAUCACCCGUAGAAACCAAAUUUUUUUCUUCCAGUACUUGGAUGAUUGAUUGUUUUGUUAAUUUUUUAUUAUAUGGAAAAAGUGAGGAUAAUCAGCUUGAAAGAUUUAAAAAGGUAGAACCAGCAUUUGAUAAAGUGUUUCAGAAUUGGUAUAUCUUAAGUUCAUGUAAGGAAAACUUUAAUACUUUCUUACAUACUUCUACUCGUCAUUUCGCAACAGAUUAUGGUAAAGUAAUACCAAUACCUGCAAAACUGUUUGCAAAAAUAGAAUCUAAAAUGGCCAAUGGCUUGUCAGUGUUAGAAAACUAUAAAUUGCUAACUAGCUGGAAGCUUAUAACAGCUUAUGUUAGAACAUUAAAAGAUAAUGAACAAUGUGUUGAAGAAGCAAAUGAUAGUCAUUAUACUGAUUGGGAUAUCUCUCUCUUAUUUGGUCCAAUAAUCUUACAAUAUUUAAAAGAGGACACUAGCAAGUAUGGUCCAAUGAUACACAAUAUGUUUGCGUCUGCUCUGGAACAAAUGUUUCAAAUGUUAUUCAUACGUGAUCAUGUAAUAACGAUGACUUUGAAACACAUGUUGAGUGACGAUGAUUUCAUUCCUGCAUAUUUAGUUGUAUCUAAGAUUAUGCCUAAAAAUGCGUGUGAAGAGACAAAACAUGCACGAUCAGAAAUAUGUCAAAAAUUUAAAUCGAACGGUUCGAUAUCAGUACAGGCCCAAUUUAACUACGAUUUUCGUGAGUACGUGGAAGAUGAAGAGCAUGAUAACUAAUUGUUGCGUUAAAUAAGCACUAAAAUAAAAAUAUAUAACUUCUUUAUAACCAAAUGAUGAAUUGUAUAAUUCUUUUUAUAUUGAAUAGUCCAUUAAUA
Messenger RNA from Spodoptera frugiperda (fall armyworm), 2417 nucleotides. RefSeq lists its product as uncharacterized. The record is from RefSeq and is a predicted model, not a curated record. The coding region runs from base 1 to 2319 and encodes 772 amino acids. The transcript is spliced from 3 exons. NCBI's taxonomy places the organism in Eukaryota, Metazoa, Arthropoda, Insecta, Lepidoptera, Noctuidae.